Myxozyma melibiosi is the source of this 596-nucleotide messenger RNA. Its product is annotated as DUF757 domain-containing protein. Lineage: Eukaryota; Fungi; Ascomycota; Lipomycetes; Lipomycetales; Lipomycetaceae. Bases 66 to 551 code for a protein of 161 amino acids. The transcript has 5 exons. The record is from RefSeq and is a predicted model, not a curated record. Gene Ontology annotation, cellular component: cytoplasm.
GUGUUCUUUACCUACGAUUCACGACUAUUUCUCAGAUUUGGAUUAUAAAAAGAUUUUGAUUCAAGAUGUCGAUUGCAGUCCCGUCUAACUUUGAUGCUGAAAACGCUGACAACCUCGAGGAUAUCGAGAAGCAGUUUGCCGUGAUGGCUGUCACCCAGGCCCAGACUUACUGGAAUCUGCUCUGCAGCCUCAAAGGCUCGACUCUCCGUCUGACCAAACUCGACGAUGACAUCUACAACCAUCUUAUCACCGACUUCCCCGAGUAUUCGACCGCCGCGUCCGUCAAGAAGAUCAACGAGAGCGACAUGAAGAACCACAAGGGAAAAGAGCGGUGGCGGAAGUUCAUGAACACUUACGAAAAGACCGUCAACGACUACAAUUUUGGCUCUUUGCUGCGAACCGACUCCGAUGCUGAGUACGAGCAGGACACCACAAUUUUCGUCCCCCGGAUACAGUUCCUCGCGAUUGAGAUCGCCCGCAACAAGCACGGCCUCAACGAUUGGGUCUACGAGAACGAGCAGCGACUAAAUGCCGAGGCUGCCAAGAAGUAAUAAGCACUCAUUACUAUCCGAAUAAAUCCAUUGUUAUUAUAGAAU